Molecule: messenger RNA, 4282 nt
Organism: Zootermopsis nevadensis
Lineage: Eukaryota; Metazoa; Arthropoda; Insecta; Blattodea; Termopsidae
Source: RefSeq, a predicted model, not a curated record
UCAGCCGAUGCACAAGGUUUAAAUACGCAACAAUCUAAAUUUCUUUUCAAUUCAGAUUACAUAUGGAAGCAUCUUCAUGGAUGUUGUUGCUAGGUCCCAGUUAUGCAGAUGAACAUACACCUUACUUGCUAUACGCAGAUUCUGCCAAACCCCACCGUAUGGCGCCACCAUGACCUGCUUUCAGAGCCACGUUCACAACUUAAUUUUAGAUUUUUCCAUUUUUCCUUGCUUAUGGCAUAAUCCAUGGUUUCAGUAGCAGAAUCUUAAUAGUUCCACGAAGGCGUUGUUUGCUCCCUGCUUUUAUGGAAUCCAAAGGCUCAUUACCGCGUUCAUGAGAGCGCUCCGCAGGACUUCAUCUUUAGCCAAAUGAAUUCAGUUCACACCCGCUGUCACUAAUUAUUUAAUGCUAUCCACCCUGUGACCUUCACUAUGUUCGCUGUUACAUUUCUGAACACGUCAGUCGGCAUUUCAAAAAGGUAUUCAGGUUGAACGAUUCUGGAAUUUUAUUCACAGUGGCUUUUAAGUUAGUGUAAAACAGCCAUAGCCCACAAAAGUCCUUAGGGUAUGGUUGAUGGUACGUGAGACUUAUGUGAAGGCCUAGAAUAGAGGAAGAAUACCUUCAGUGGAACAUAACCUUAAAAUCAUUCUACGUGUGUACGGAUUUCCAUAUUCAAAAAACGUUCUGGAGUGAAAAUGACAUUUUUAGGAAGAACACUUUUUUUUACUACGAAACAUCGAACAGUAAGCUAUUGGAGCUCAAAACUGUAUUUUUCCAAUGCACGUGUUUCUUCUUAUGGUGAUAUUGAUGAAAUUGGUGGUGAUAAUGAAAAACAUGUCAGUAAUACUGUCUUCAGUGAACAGAAUACGUUUUGGCAGCCUGUUGCACAUGAUCAGAAGAGGCGUAAAUUUGCAGUUGAUAUUAGUAAAGGACCUGGAUUAAAGGAUUUCGUGACUAAUUCUUUUGUACCGCCAGUCACACGUGAGAGUGUGCCGUAUGUAAGAAACGCGUCAGUUAAUGGGCUGAAUAGGAAAGUAUACUUUGAAGUGUAUGGAUGCCAAAUGAAUGUGAAUGACACAGAGAUUAUAUGGUCCAUUCUGAAGGAUGUAGGAUACUUGAAAUCAGAAUCUAUUCAGGAAGCAGAUGUCAUAUUGAUAGUAACCUGUGCUAUCCGUGAAGGAGCUGAGAUAAAAGUGUGGAACAAGUUAAAACACUUCAGAUCCCUGAAGAAAGCUAGAGAAAAACAGAAUCAUAAACCACAGCUGAAGAUUGGAAUAUUAGGAUGCAUGGCUGAGCGACUUAAACAUCAGCUCUUGGAGAAGGAGCAGACUGUAGAUAUUGUUGCUGGUCCAGACAGUUACAAGGAUCUGCCACGACUUCUGACUCUUACCGACAAUAACCAGACUGCUGUAAAUGUGCUACUUUCACUGGAUGAGACGUAUGCUGAUAUUGCACCCGUGAGGUUGAAUCAGGAUUCAGUCACUGCUUUUGUAUCCAUCAUGCGUGGAUGUGACAAUAUGUGCACGUAUUGCAUAGUACCCUUUACUAGAGGUCGUGAGAGGUCUAGACCUAUUUCUUCUAUUCUUCAGGAAGUGUGGAAUCUUUCUCAACAGGGUGUCAAGGAAGUUACUUUACUAGGUCAAAAUGUGAAUAGUUAUCGUGACUUGUCAGUAGUGGAUUUUGAUGGUAGUUUACCAUCAGAUGGAGAAACACACUUAGCAAAAGGAUUUCGUACAGUGUAUAAAAAGAAGAAAGGAGGACUAAGGUUUUCAGACCUUCUAGAUCAAGUGUCCAGAAUUGAUCCUGAAAUGCGGAUACGUUUCACUUCCCCUCAUCCAAAGGAUUUUUCUGAUGAGGUUUUAGAGCUAAUUCAAGAUCGCAGUAACAUCUGUUGCAAUCUGCACAUGCCAGCUCAGAGCGGAAACAGUGCUGUAUUGGAACGGAUGAGACGAGGAUACAGCAGGGAAGCCUACCUUGAUCUUAUUCAUCACGUGAGGCACCAGAUUCCAGGUGUCAGCCUUUCAAGUGAUUUUAUCUGUGGAUUCUGUGGAGAAACUGAAGAAGAAUUUGAAGAUACACUCACUCUUAUGGCAGAAGUCAAGUACAAUAUGGCAUUUCUCUUUGCUUACAGUUUGCGAGAGAAAACUACAGCUCACAGGCGUCUCGUGGAUGAUGUGCCACCUGAGAUUAAGCAACAGCGACUUGUCAGGAUGACGUCAUUGUUCCGAAGGGAAGCCGAGAAGCUUAAUCGAGCCCAGAUAGGCCAACAGCAGUUGGUGCUAGUGGAAGGGCCCAGCAAACGCUCGAUGAAAGAUGUGGUUGGUCGUAAUGAUGGCAAUACCAAAGUAAUAUUUCCUGCGGUGGAAAUUCCAGAUUCAGAAUAUUCACACACACUUCGAUCUAUAAAUCCAGGAGAUUAUGUUGUGGUUCAGAUCAGUUCGGCUAAUUCCCAGAUCUUGAAAGGAGUACCUCUAUAUCACACGUUGCUUUCCAACUUUAAGGUACAAGAGAACACACGUGUAUGUAGAACAGAUCUGAUGCGUGGUCCUCGAUGAGACGGGUGAAGGGUCUUGGUACCAGUUUGCAUGGAAAUAAGGAGACGUCCGUUGAAGUUUGAGUUCCACUAAUGGCACCGUUGCAACUGUUACAAACAGCGAGGUGAUAGAAGAAUCCUCCGCUGAACCACGUUAUUACAAGAGAAAAAAAUACUUUUGAACUGGUCUCUCGGAAGUAGAACUUUUUCAUAUACUGGAGCUAUAACACAGAUUCUAUCGCUUACACGCGCCAAAGAAAAAGAGAGAGUGAGGGAGAUAAGAACGUUCUGAAACAUGCCGAGUAAACCAAGUGAAGAAAUGACAUCUAAAGACACUGCGAGCAACACAACGGUGGAAAAUAACGAAAAUGUCCUGACAUUGACUGAUCGUUUGAACAAGAAACUCUUAUCUUCCUUGUUAGAGAGGAUGAAUUGUGGAACGCAGUUCGACCGGUUUAUACCUCAAAACGACCCAGAGAAUUCGCCGACUGAGGACGAAUUUUUACCGUAGUUAUAUCUCCGUACGAAUAUUGUCUUUUUUAAAACAGGUUUGCAAGAGUUUUUUGAUAAUGUAAUUAUUACGCUUAGGAAUUCGUUGCCAGAGUGGACAUCGAGACAUCUGACGAUGUAUCGGAAGAUGUACAUUUGUAUCGUUUGUUUUUAUUUUGGCGGUAUUUUCCUGCCUGUGAUUAAUGCUGAUAAAAGCAGUGCUAAAAAGUUUGUAAUUUGUUACUACAUUUAUAGUGAAUUGUAGUUCGGGUGUAAUAAAAUUAAUACUGCUGGUGCAUGGUAAUAAUUUUGUUUAAACUAUUUAAUUGUGUGUAAGGAAUAGUAGAAUAGAAGUAUACACAUGACCAAUCUGUAAGCUGCAAGGAGUACAGUGUCAAUUCCUUUUCUGUCAUGUACAUAUUUCUUUUAGAAAAUAAUUUAAUUCAAUGAAAAGUAAUGCAACUUAAUUCAGGUUUUGUUCUUGUACUGGAAAACCUCUGGGUUUAUCAAGAGUGUGCAUGUUAUAGAUUGGUUAUGUUGAGUGGUUAGAAUGUAUGUACAUAAAAAUAAUAAAAGGAGAAUGGAAUUUAUCCUGAAAAUUUAGAAGAGCUUUGUACAUGUGCCAAACAGCAGGUUUGUUUUCUCCUUGUGUGGAAUGAAGACAAAAAAAUAUAUGCCUGAUUUUCGAUGGUGUGAAUAUGAACUCAUUAUGCACUCAAGUUUAAUUAUUUUAUGUGGCUCUAAACCUCUACAUGUUUGUCAUCCAUUUUGUAAAUCAGUGGUUUUCAACCUUUAACUGCAAGCAUACUGAACAUGUCCCUCCUAUAGCAUUGUUUUCCAUUACAGUUUCCACAAGAAAUCCUUUCAUAGCAGUGAAUUAAUUGAUGGAAUGAAAUGGAAUUGAUAAUGAUCACAGUAAACUGUGUGGCUUUAUAUGUAAUUGUGUUAUGUUACAAAUAAGCUGCAACCUAACAAUUUGAUUAAUUAUAUGCGUGUCUUUGCCAUUUUAAUUAGUUAAAUACAGCCUAAACAAAUGUAAAAGUAGGUAGUUAAUGUGGUUUCCACAGGCGAUGUGGCUCAUGUCUCAUCCGAAUGCAGUCUUAACCCAUACAGUACAUUGUAUGUCUUCAUUGACAGUCAUUACUUGUAUAAUUCUGACGCUCCAGUAUGAAUAGCUGUCUGUGUUAGGUUUAAGGGAUUUGUGAAUCAUUAUCAUUACUCCAGAUAUAUAAAUUUGAAUGAAAUUAUUGGCUUCCUGUAAA